AUUAACCAUGUUUUGGACCACCAAUCCAUGGCUUAUAUUCAAAAAAUUACAGUAUGAAAUUUAUCCACGGUCCCACCUGCUUAAUAAGGUUACUUCUGGAGGAGAAAAAAACAACCCAGAUGCUUAUAUAUAAAUUGAAAUACUUUGCUAUUGGCCAGUGCCUCAUAUAUUUCUGGCCACGGCAUAUCCAGCUCUUCUCCAAUCUUACCCAAAAUGGCCCCCAAUAAUUCUUCACAACCGUAUGAUCCUGAACUGGCCGUAUCCUAUGCUCCUUUACUCGACCAAUCUACCUCCGAUCAUCCACCGUCAGUUCCUCAUUCAAAACGGCGGGUUAAGGUUUUGGUCGGCAUUUUCAUUUCCUCUUUAUUUUUACUCACCUCAGUUCUUACCAUUUUUCUUGGAAGUCCUGAAGAAUCUCAACUUAAAACUGAAGGGAUCAAUGCUGGUGGUCUAGGCAAGCCCUUCCCUUCAUCAUCAUCGGUUUCUCCCCGGAGUUUGAAUCCAGUUUCGACCGGAGUGUCUCAUGGGGUCUCGGAAAAAACUUUCCGGGGAGUCUCCGACCCGAAUGACGUGUACCCUUGGACCAAUGCGAUGUUGUCUUGGCAGAGGACAUCUUACCAUUUCCAACCGGAAAGGAAUUGGAUGAACGGUAAGCUAAAUUUGCAAGUUUCAAAAGUCAACUAUUCUUUCUUUCUCGUUUAUUAAUUAAUUGUUAAAAGAAAACGAAAAGGCUUAUUUGUUUUGGAAUAUGAAAAGAAGGGUAUAUUCAUACUGAUCCGACCUUUUUCUUCCUUUUUCUCUCAUUCCUGCGACAACUUUUGCUUUGUGCGGGGCAAUCUGGUGGUUUUUCUUCUGCUUCAGAUCCUAAUGGUCCAUUAUAUCACAUGGGUUGGUACCACCUGUUUUACCAGUACAAUCCGGAUUCAGCGAUUUGGGGCAACAUCACAUGGGGACACGCUGUCUCCGAGGACCUGAUCCACUGGCUCUAUCUUCCCUUCGCCAUGGUUCCGGAUCGCCCGUUUGAUAUCAACGGAGUUUGGACCGGGUCGGCCACCAUCCUCCCUGAUGGUCAAAUCGUGAUUCUCUACACCGGGGACGAUGCUGAUCUCGUCCAGGUUCAAAACCUUGCUUAUCCUGCCAACUUGUCUGAUCCUCUUUUACUGGAUUGGAUCAAGUACCCCGGAAACCCUGUCAUGGUUCCUCCUCCGGGUAUUGGUUUGACCGACUUCAGGGACCCGACGACGGCCUGGCUUUCCCCGGACGGCGAGAAGUGGUUGGUUACACUCGGGUCGAAGAUUAAUAAGACGGGUAUUGCGUUGGUUUACGAGACUGAGGACUUCAAGAGUUUCCAGCUCUUGGAUGGGAUCAUGCAUGGAGUCCCGGGUACGGGUAUGUGGGAAUGUGUGGACUUUUACCCGGUUUCUACCGUGGAGGAAAACGGGUUGGAUACGUCGAUCAAUGGACCAGGCGUCAAGCAUGUGUUGAAAGCUAGUUUAGACGACGACAAGUGUGAUUACUAUGCUUUAGGGACCUACGACCCGUACACGAAUAAGUGGACACCCGACAACCCGGAAUUGGAUGUGGGAAUCGGGUUGCGGUAUGACUACGGAAAAUAUUACGCUUCCAAGACAUUUUAUGACCAGAACAAACAGAGAAGAAUUCUGUGGGGAUGGAUUGGAGAGACUGAUAGUCAAGCUACUGAUCUCUUAAAGGGUUGGGCAUCAGUUCAGAACAUUCCGAGAACUGUGGUUUUUGACAAGAAGACGGGAACAAAUAUAUUGCAAUGGCCAGUUAAGGAGGUGGAGGAAUUGAGAAGAGAUGUAUCAGAAUUCGAAAACAUCAAACUUGAACCAGGAUCAAUCGUGCCACUGAAAAUUGGCUCAGCAACUCAGUUGGACAUAAUAGCUUCAUUUGAAGUUGAUAAGGAUGCGUUGGUGGCAACAGUGGAAGCUGGUGUGGGAUACAACUGCAGCACAAGCGGUGGUGCUGCCGGCAGGGGAUUGUUAGGACCCUUCGGUCUCCUGGUUUUCGCUGACGAAUCCCUCACGGAGUUAACACCUGUAUAUUUCUAUAUCUCCAAGGGCGCUGAUGGAAAGGCAGAGACUCAUUUCUGUGCUGAUGAAACAAGGUCAUCAGAAGCACCUGAUGUUACCAAACAGGUUUACGGGAGCAAAAUUCCAGUUCUGGAAGGGGAAAAGUUGUCAGCCAGGCUAUUGGUUGAUCACUCCAUUGUAGAAAGCUUUGGUCAAGGAGGAAGGACGGUAAUUACGUCGCGAGUGUAUCCAACGAAGGCGAUUUACGGAGCAGCCCGAGUGUUCUUCUUCAACAACGCCACCGGGGUGAGUGUGACUGCAUCUGCCAAAAUCUGGCACAUGGAAUCUGCAGAUAUUCGAUCCUUUCCUCUUGAAUCAGUUGUAAAUUAAUCCAUAGGGACUGAAACCGAACUUGAUGGUUUUGUUGGGGGCAAAUAGCUAUUAGAAUGAGCCCAAAAAACACGCAUUUGUACCAUUCGUACGUAUUGUUGUCCACAUUUUUUUGUGUAGAGUCUGCCAAUCCAAGCCGAAGCAUACAAGGAAUGGUGUGCUACAAGCCUACAAUGUAUUUAUUGUACAACAUGUACUAUAAUUUAUUUAAUGUUAAUUUGUUUAAUAAUACAGGGAGCUAUACUGCUAUACAGCAUAUUUCAAUGUUUUUCCCACUUACUGAAAUGACAUAUAUGUUCCUUGGGGUGGUUGUGGU
This is a messenger RNA of Oldenlandia corymbosa var. corymbosa, 2739 nucleotides long. NCBI's taxonomy places the organism in Eukaryota, Viridiplantae, Streptophyta, Magnoliopsida, Gentianales, Rubiaceae. The record is from the annotation of a GenBank genome assembly.